This is a messenger RNA of Hippocampus comes (tiger tail seahorse), 3361 nucleotides long. It is a transcript of the gene efcab7, whose product is annotated as EF-hand calcium binding domain 7. Gene Ontology annotation, molecular function: calcium ion binding. The coding region runs from base 656 to 2461 and encodes 601 amino acids. NCBI's taxonomy places the organism in Eukaryota, Metazoa, Chordata, Actinopteri, Syngnathiformes, Syngnathidae. The transcript has 13 exons. Gene Ontology annotation, cellular component: plasma membrane protein complex; ciliary membrane. Gene Ontology annotation, biological process: positive regulation of protein localization to ciliary membrane. The record is from RefSeq and is a predicted model, not a curated record.
UCGUGCGUUUAAAGUGCAACAGCAUGCGUUGCAGUCAGCACAAGUGACAGUACUUACUGCAUUUUCCGAGCAAACUAAAUCAACUGAACUUUAAUCGUACAAAACCGCCCCUGCUUCUUCGUCGUUUUUAUUGUUGCUUGGUUGGAAUCCAAUCUUAUUGGUGUUUCAUCGUAAAAACACCAGAGCUCCGGAAUGUACGUUGUCAAUGUUGGCGUGGAGCGAUAGCAGGCGCAGCCAUUGACUGGCAGCCUGAGCUGAAACAUUUUAAUAAUUCAGGCGACAACGACGAUCAAAGACAAAAUAUUACGUGGUUAAGUGGUAAUUCGUUUUAUUUUUGGAAUUGCAAAAGGAGACAACGUUGCAUUUGUCGUGUAGUUCCGGACCUUAACAUUUGUUUCUUCCGUGUUCUUUAGAAGUGAACACCAAUUUCAUUGUUGUUGACUAGCAACCAGCAAGCUCUGGCAACGGUGUUCUUGUGUCGGUUGCCACAUAAGCUCAUUUAAUUCUAACGAGUCGGCUUGUGUUUUUUGGGCGGUGUUUUUUGUCAUAGUACAUAAUGAAUAAAUACACGUAUAAUGGAUGGAUGUAGUUUGAAUGUGUCGUUCUGGGACAGAGGGGGCGAACAUUAACCCAUUCGAUACUAUCCUCGACUAAGAUGUCUUACCUGGAUUCAUCGGAGGUUGCUGAUGAGGAGGAGACUUUCUACAUGCAGUGCAGAGCCGCUUUCCUAAGUGUGUUCAGAUCUAGUCUGACCAAUAUCUCCUCGAAAAAGGAGUUGUGUCGAGUUCUCCAGUUAGCUGGUAGAAAUCCCUCCCAAGCUACUCUUGACAAAUACUGGAACCCAGGAACAACGCACAUGAACUUUGAUGAUUUCUGUGAGAUCCUGAAAAGAGAGUGGAAAACUGAGAAUGAUCUUAUGGGAAUUUUCAAAAAGCUGGACGCAAAUGGCGAUGGCUACAUCACACAAAGCCAAGUGGAAAAACUUCUUACAACUGGUGGAGAUAAAAUGACACCUGAAGAGGUGAAAGCCAUUUUCUCACUAAGCGACAUCAACCGGGAUGAUCGAUUUAAUUAUGCAGAGUUUUGUCGACAGCUCGUGUCCACUGCAGAGAAAUGUCAGAUGGCCUCUUUGGAGAAGCUCCAGUCUGAUGCCAAGCUGAAGAGACAAAACUUUGGCAGCCAUCCAGACAGCCCUCCAAAAGCCUCCGUGACAUCAGGAUCAUCACCACCUCAGCCUCCGGAAACAACCUGGUCAGAUCCAGAGAUCACACUUCGGAAAGAUAGCCGACCACUCUCCCGUCCUUCAUCUGCACGCAGUAGACGAUCGUCUCUGUCACACUCGGUCACUGCAACAUCCAGCGUCAGCAAGCAGUGGUAUCGCAGUUGCGUGAGGGGAUCUUUUUUCUUGGAAGAAGAUGGCGCCAUCAGCUCACUGCAGUACCAGCUGCACCUGCCCCAGACUUCCAAUGUUUCACUAAGCAUCCAGCCUAUGAGCCUCGACCAAAGAGCCAAUAAGACUUCCCCCUGGAUGAAUGUGGACACGGCUCUUUUUGUGAUGUUAGCUGGCGAUACGGAAGAGGAUUCGACACUCUUGUGUUUCACUAGUACAAAGGACAAAGAAAAGUACAUUUGGAGAGGUCAACUGAAAGCUGGGAUGUACUACCUACUGCCUUUCUCCAGUGGCUGCAGAUUAAAGAAAAGGAGUAGAAAAAAUGUCUCUAAUAGAUCCGUAGAACUUGUCUACAAGACAGACACUGGAAGACUCGACCUCACCAGAGAUUUUCGGGAGGCACUAUCGGAGAUCUUUUACAUGAUCGACCUGGAUGGGAAUGGUUUGCUCAGUCUUGAGGAAUAUAACUUCUUGGAGCUGAUGAUCAGUGGAGAGGAGUGCAAGAUGGGGACGUGGGCCAUCUGCAAAGAUAAUUUUGACAUGAGAGAGAAUCAACUGACAAAACAGGGCUUCAUGGAGCUGACUCUGAUGGAGGCAACAGACGGCGACACUGAUGAUCUGUGGACCCUUGUCGAGACCAUGGGCUACAACCGUAUGCUGGAACUGGUCGAGGCUUGCCCGUUCCAGAUAGACAUCCUCUGUGAGAGCACACAGCCAUCAGUUCAGCCUCUCAGACUGGACUCUGGGUCCAAGAUUCUGAACCAGGCCUUGCAGAAGUCCAUCACGUUAGAGGGUGCAGUCAAACAACUAAAAGGUCAAGACAAUGUGCUCAUCUACACCUACAGAGGAGAACACAGGGUAUCCUCCCUCAUAGUCAACAAGUCCAACCAGAAAGUGACGGUUCGUAUCAACAACAAACACAACAGCAACUGCUGCAGCAGUAGAGGCCUGAAUGUGUUUGCUAUAGAGGUGCCAGCCAGAACUAAGAUGGUGUGUCAACAUGUCCUGCCCAUCAAUGAAAAACAGGACUGGACCUACAGUUGUGUGGAGACUUUACUGUCCUCUAAAUAGAGCUGUAUACGGUUUGCUGCUCUUCUAUGCUUGUGACACCCAAGAGUUUGUUGAAGCACUUGAGAUGAUUGCAAAAAAAAAAAAAAAAAAAAAGUGGCGGCUUGAAUCAAUUAUGCUGCUCACGAAAAGAUAACCUUGCAUUUAGAUUCUCAGGUGCCUUCCUGUCUGUGGUGUAUUAUUAAAAUGUAUUUAGUUGACCGUCAUAUAUUCAGGCAAGCUACUUGAGAUCAGAUUCUUAUUUGCAACGCCGAGCUGGCAGAGUAAAACAAAGCCAAAUGACAGCAAUUACAAAUAUUGUAUACAGAUAACUGGUACAUAUCAUUGUCACCAUUCCUUUCUGAUUCUGCACUGCAGUAUCUGCUUUGGGGAGACUGUAUUGCACUGGCAAUGAAAUGCAUGCCUCUGGUCUGAACUUUACUUGCCCUUGGCCUUUUCAGCUGAGUCUUGACCUGGUAUUUAUAUCUCACAGACCAUUCUUUGCCCUUUGACUUUAUCUGCUGAAACAGUAGAGCCGGCUAACUAAAUGCCAUUUGGCAUAGGAGAUGUAUUUUAUGCCACUCUCUGCUUUUCUUUUUACAACAUGAUUUGCUUUACACCCUGAGCUGUUUUGGUGCAUAUUAUGUGUUGUUAUAAUUACUGUAAUCAGUGCAUAAUCUUUUUCAUUUUAUUUUAUUUUUUUUACUGGUAUUUUUCUUUUUUCAAAAGAAUCAAAUCACAAAUGGAAAAUCCGUCAUAUGUUAAUAGGAAGAAGGUUUGGCUUCCCUAUUUCUGUUUAUAAAGUCUUCAUUUUCUCAAUCGGCCUCAUUCGUUUUGUUUCAUGCUCUGCAGAGAAAUGAAAUAAGACUGAUGUUUAACUUUGCUCAGUUCAUGAUGAAUAAACACAAUGAAGCAACAGGAAAA